Molecule: messenger RNA, 1641 nt
Organism: Haemorhous mexicanus (house finch)
Lineage: Eukaryota; Metazoa; Chordata; Aves; Passeriformes; Fringillidae
Gene: TSPAN13
Product: tetraspanin 13
Exons: 6
Coding region: 97-708 (203 amino acids)
Cellular component (GO): membrane
Source: RefSeq, a predicted model, not a curated record
CUCACCUGCUGCGGCCGCACCCGCGCGUGGCCGGGGGCGGGGCCGCGGCCUCCUGGCGGAGCGGCUACCGUGCGGGGAGGCGGUGGCGGCGGAGCGAUGGCGUGCGGGGGCUUCGCCUGCUCCAAGAACUGCCUGUGCGCCCUCAACCUGCUCUACACGCUGGUGAGCCUGCUGCUGAUUGGAAUUGCAGCAUGGGGAAUUGGCUUUGGCCUCAUCUCUAGUUUCAGAGUUGUUGGAGUGGUAAUCGCAGUGGGAGUCUUCCUCUUCUUUAUUGCCUUAGUUGGAUUGAUCGGUGCAGUGAAACAUCAUCAAGUAUUGCUAUUCUUUUACAUGAUUAUUCUUCUGCUAGUCUUUAUUGUCCAGUUUUCUGUCUCCUGUGCCUGUUUGGCAUUAAAUGAGGAACAGCAGAGUGAACUUCUAGAGGUGGGAUGGAGUAACACCAACAGCGCAAGAACAGAUAUUGAGAGAAAUCUGAAUUGCUGUGGAUUCAGAGUUUUUUAUCCAAAUGAAACCUGCCCUGCUGAUUGUCUUAGAACUCUCCACUGUAGACCAUGUGCACCAAUAAUGGAAGAAUAUGCUGGAAUGGUGCUGAGAUUUGUCGGCGGGAUAGGACUCUUCUUCAGCUUCACAGAGAUUCUGGGAGUUUGGCUGACUUACAGAUACAGGAACCAAAAGGAUCCCCGUGCAAACCCUAGUGCAUUUAUUUGAUGAGUUUCUAAAGGACUAAAUCUUCUCUCUGCACCCUCUACUUAAAAAUACUGAUUCUCCAUAGUUUGGUAUUUCUCCAUGAUAGGUAUUCUACAUGUACUCAAAAUAAAACACAAGUCCUGUAAGAAAUGUGUAGUUUUCAUAUUUAAUUUCUACUAUUUUUCUUCUAAGAAUCUCUAUCUUAAAGUAGAUGGGUGCAUUCAGUAGCUGGGCAGAGUUGAACUGCUGGUUAAGACUUUGUUAAUUGUUAUGGUAAACUCUAUACAAUGAGUUUUAUAGCACUACUGGGUUAUCUGCUGUAAAAAAAAAAAAACCCUAAAGGUAUUUUCUGCUGUAUUCAUUGAUUACAAAAAUUCACACGAAUUCUCAUUAAAAUGAUAAAAAUUUAUGGUGGAUGGUUGGGUAUGAUUUACUUAGGUUUUAGGAUUUACUCUAGUAAACUUUUUUGUCUCCCAUUUUCCUGUUAAGGUAAAAAUAGAAGCUAGAGAUGUUAUUUUCUAUAGUGCACAUAAGUGUAUGUUAACGACUACUGUAGUCUUCACCCCUCCCCUUUCCUGUUUGUUUUGGUUUUCUGAUAGCUUUAGAAUUUUGUUGAGAAUAAAAACAAUGUUAAUGAAUAUUGUCAUUAUGAGAACAAUGAAUGAAGAAAACCAGGAGAAUGUAAUCUGCAGCUGAUUAACUUGAAACUUUUUUCCCUUGACAAGUGAAUGAGGUUUGGUAUUUGCACAAUCAAUGUCUGUCAUCUCUGAUAUAAGAAACUUGAUGUCUGGAAAGUUGUUGUACAGCUUUUUUUUUUUAGAUGGUGUAAAGUCAUUGUUGUAAUAACUCAGCAGUGUAUAUUUCUGUGUCAUCCAGAUAACAGUCUUGAUUUCAUGAGAGAUUGAAUGACAUGUAAAAAAAAAAAAAGGAAAGAAAAACAGCAACAAAAACAAA